GUAACAUAUCGAGACCAUCAAGCAUUUUUGGCGGCCAUUAUAAGAAAAUUUUUGUGUGCAAACUAAUAGAAUACGGAAAAGCGGAAAAGUCCAUGCAUAAAUAAAGCGGACGUUUUCUAAAUAACCCAAUAAACCGAACCGCCGAACAUAUUUGAAAAUGUCUACGGGAGCUGCCAGAGUCUACAUCCAAGUCGAGAGCGAGGCCGAGCAGCAGGAGCAUCUGAAGCAACAACGCAAACAAGUGAAGCCUCUGCAGGGCAUCAACAUCAACGCGAACGCCAACGACAAGGAGAACCGUGUGUCCAUCGUGGAUCAAUUGAGUCGAUUGAAGGCCACUGCCACGCCCAAAUACGGCAAACGCAAAUGUGUGGACACAGCAGCGACAACAACCACAACAGAGUCUAGAGAUGCCGAUACACAAACUGAGGACCCAUCCUCACGUCCCAUCACAGCCGAAGAUCUGACCAGUGAGUGUGAGCCUGGCGAAAACUAUUACAAACUGCUUGCCGAGCAGCGACGCUUGGCUCUGGAAGAUUCACUCACAGAAAAUCGCCACCUACACGAACGCAUCGAGGGGCUAGAAGAGGAGAUGGAUAUAAUGCGCAAAGAGUUAGACGAGACCAAGAAUCUGGUGGAGGUGCUUAAAGAAAUAUGCGACGAAGAGGACCACAGUGAAGCUGAGGAGGAGGAAGUGAAAGCGCAGGAAGAAGAGGAGGAGGAAGUAGUCAAUCCCUAGAUCUGCUAACCCAAAGGAUACAUUUUAAGUUUCUUUAAAGUUUUUAGUUAUAAUUUUUUGCUCAACAAAAACCGCAAAUGCUAUAUACAUUUGAUUUAUUUCCAGUUUUAUAUAUAUUUCACAAUAAAGUUUGUUCAGUAAAUUUCUGUAUUCCAAUCUCA
Messenger RNA from Drosophila willistoni, 897 nucleotides. RefSeq names its product geminin (gene geminin). The record is from RefSeq and is a predicted model, not a curated record. Gene Ontology annotation, biological process: negative regulation of cell cycle; negative regulation of DNA replication. Gene Ontology annotation, cellular component: nucleus. Lineage: Eukaryota; Metazoa; Arthropoda; Insecta; Diptera; Drosophilidae. The transcript has a single exon. The coding region runs from base 158 to 736 and encodes 192 amino acids.